Molecule: messenger RNA, 930 nt
Organism: Diorhabda sublineata
Lineage: Eukaryota; Metazoa; Arthropoda; Insecta; Coleoptera; Chrysomelidae
Product: zinc finger protein 271-like
Exons: 2
Coding region: 1-930 (309 amino acids)
Biological process (GO): regulation of transcription by RNA polymerase II
Cellular component (GO): nucleus
Molecular function (GO): RNA polymerase II transcription regulatory region sequence-specific DNA binding; DNA-binding transcription factor activity, RNA polymerase II-specific
Source: RefSeq, a predicted model, not a curated record
AUGAUUUUGAGCAGAUAUAAUGAUGAGAAUAUGAAGGAGCUUAAGGAUGAAGAAAUAACCGAAAAUAUUUACAUAGUAAUUAGUGGCAAUAAAAGUACGAGAACUGACGGACAGCCACCUUAUUGUAACGUAUGCGAAAAAGAUUUCAAAUCAUCCAUAAAAUACGCCAAACAUUCCAUAAAACAUUCUUUGGAUGGCAUAUUCAGUUGCCAUAUUUGCCACAUAACCGCAAAAAUGACAUUAGACCAAAUCGAAACACAUAUAAGAAUACAUGAAAAUAAACCAAAAUACACCUGCCAGUAUUGCCAAGCAAAAUUAUUUUCGAAAUAUUCAGCAAUCGAACACGAAAUAUGUCACUCCGGUAUAAAAGGCAGCAGCACCGUUUUUUGCGAGUUAUGCUCCAAAGGAUUUAUGUUUCUUUGUAGUUUACAGGCUCACGUUAAAAAAUCUCAUCCAGAUUGUGUUCUAAAAAUUAACAAAACAAUCAAUAAAAAAGAGACAUUACCGGAAGAACAUCUCCCGGUACCCAUAUUUCCUUCCUCCAGCAUUUUCUGUUAUAUUUGCAAAAAUACAUACAAGGAUAAUAUUAACUACGCUUUACAUUCGGUACAACAUAACGAAAACCGUAAAUUCAACUGUUAUCUUUGCGCUUUACAAUCUAAAAUGUCCGAUUCAGAAAUUGUAGAUCACAUUAAGAUGCAUCUCAACGCUACCGUUCACCGAUGUUCUGUUUGUGACAAAGGAUUUUCUAGGAAAAUCGAUGCCGUCGAACACGUUUAUUUUCAUAAAUCAUAUAAACCUUAUGAAUGUAAACUUUGUAAUACCAACUUUAUGUUUUCAAGAUGUUUAUUGAGUCAUCGCAAAAAUCAUCAUAACCUCACUAAUAAAUGGGUUAGAGGUUGCACAGCGUGCGAUUUUCACCAAUUAUGA